Molecule: messenger RNA, 814 nt
Organism: Meloidogyne enterolobii
Lineage: Eukaryota; Metazoa; Nematoda; Chromadorea; Rhabditida; Meloidogynidae
Source: the annotation of a GenBank genome assembly
UUAAAUAUCAAAAUGUCAACACAAAAAACACCAAAUCAGCAUUGCCACUUUUCCUCUUUUUCUCUAACCACUCUCCUCUUUCUACACACUAUUUCCUUAAAAUUCCAAGCUUUUUGGCUGAAAAGGGGAAAAUUUAUUUUUAAGCUUUUUUCUAUUUUUUUGUAAAUAUUUUAAACACAUAUCACGAAAAAUGAAUGAAGCAGCUUUAGAAAGUAAAGAAGAACUUGAAAAUUUUAAAAAAGAUGCAGCAGAACCAGAAACUUCAAAAUCUUCAAAAAAUGCAAUUGAUAAUUUAGAGGAAAGCGAAGAAAAUAAUCAUCAAAAUUAUGAGGAGGAUGACGACGAUGAUGAUUUUGGGGAUUUUGAAGAGGCCCCUCAGGCUGCUUUUAAUAGAGUAAAUAUACCAGAGAAAGAAGAUGAAUUGGACUGUCAAAAUGCUUUUAAAGAUGAAAAUUGCUCAACGUCCCAACAACAAGCACCAACAUCAUCCACUACAAAACCAACCUAUUUAACAAUUAAAGAUAUAAUAGAACAACCAGAAUUGAUGAGAACAAUGAAGAGUGUUUCCCAGAACCCAAAAGAAGGCGGCAACAAUUUAAUUUUAAUUAAAUCAACGACUUCAAGUAAUUCAAUUUUUAAUGAUUUAUUUAAACAAAUGGAUAAUAUUGAACAAAUUAAUUUGAUGGAAAAGAAAGAGAAGGAAAUUGAAGAAGAAAAAGGGAAGCAAGAGGAUGAAGGAGUUAAGGAGGAUGAGGAGAAGACAUUGAGGAGGCAUUCCUCCAUUGUUUCCAGGUUUAUUUUGGUACUUGUGUAG